UUGCUAGUGUGCAAUAUCUUUUACUUUGUAAAACAUUAGACCGGAAAUCCUCUUCCUGCCGUAACCAACAUGGCGGCUGACACAGACGAAAGCCACUAUUUUGUUAGAGAAAUUGAGAAAAACGACGGUUGUACCUUAAAAGUGAAGCAGUGCUACUUAGGAGACGUUGGCUGUGUUGUGUGGGACGCAGCUAUCGUUCUAGCAAAAUAUUUAGAGACGAAACAAUUUUAUGAUCCGUCCUCAGGAUUGAACGUGUGGGCUGGCAGAAGUGUUGUGGAGUUAGGAGCAGGGACAGGAGUUGUUGGUCUGAUGGCGGCAACACUGGGAGCUCAAGUUACUGUAACAGACCUAGAGGAUUUGCAGACCCUCAUGAGGGUGAACAUCCAGGAAAACCAGGGACUUAUCAGUAGUGGAUCAAUUACUGCCAAGGUACUGAAAUGGGGUGAAGAUGUCUCUGAAUUCAUGCCUCCUCAAGAUUAUAUCCUUAUGGCAGAUUGUAUCUAUUAUGAGCAGUCUAUUGUUCCACUAGUGGAAAGCUUGAAGCUGCUCUCUGGACCAGAGACUUGCAUUAUUUGCUGCUAUGAGCAACGAACCGAGGGCAUCAACCCACAAGUGGAAAGGCAGUUUUUUGAGUUGCUGCAACAAAACUUCAGCUGUGAGGAGAUCCCAUCAGACAAGCAAGACCCAGAGUUUAGCAGUCCAGACAUCCACAUCCUACACAUCCGAAGAAAAGUUUGAUUUUGUGGGGUGAAAUUUAUGCGUGUAGUAAUCAGUGUGCUGCCCUAACACCGUGUGGAAAUCAGAUUGUGAAACUGAACACUUAAGUCUGUACUGGCAUGUGUGGAACAUAUCUUAAUUUAUGUACUUUUUAAAACUUUGUUUUUUUAAAGAAAAAGAUUUUUCAUUUGAUCACUAAACAUUCUCCUGAUUUGUGAUUGGAGUAAAAAAACAAACAGUGAACUCAUUGUGAUUUUUUUUUUCCCAAUGUUAAAUAACAUUACAAGUUUCAUUGUCUGUGUAAUUGUACAACUGUGAAGGUAGAUGGCAGACAUGUGCAAGCACAGACAGACUGUUCUUUUUGUGAAAGCUAUACAAAGUAUGAUUUUUCUUUUAAAAAAAAAAUUAAAUCAAAAGUACAGGCACAUAAAAGUAAUCACUCGCUCAUGCCACUAGAAGCAUCUGUAUCUGCAGACCUUUCCCUCUGCCUGUAUUUUCUGAUUUCUCCAGUAUUUUGCUGUGUUCAGGACAGUCUGGAAAUGAGAUGAGAACGGACUAUCGUUCUCACUUACUGCAUCUCUGGGUGGUGUGUUUACAAACAGCAACUAACAAAUUCUGCAUAGUAAUCCUCUAAUAAGAUAAGAAAGUUCACAAUCAUUCAAGGAAGGGACCGAACAGGAUGUUCAUUUGGCUGUGAGACGGAGGAUUAGCUUUCCAAACACAGUGGAAGUUUAAAACUGACAGCUCAGUAAACAGCAAGAAACUACAAACAUGAAAUUUAUGAUGUGUUUCCUUUUUUAACUUUUCUACUGUGCAAGAUUAUGCAUACAAGUAUAUAAGUGUUAAAAGGCACAAUCACAUGGUUGAUUUAAAUUGUUGAUUUUCACUGUAAUUUGCAGGAUUUCUAAUUGUGAAUGAGGAAAUUGCCCAUUUUGAGCACCAAGGGGCAAUAAUUGUUUAAAAUCUAAAAGAAAUACACGUUAGAGUCAUGUGUAAAUGUUUAAUAGCUUGUCAGAUUAUUAGUGAAGAUGUUUAUCUCAGAACCAUAUUUUUAAUUGUGAAGCCAGUGUUCUUAUUACAGUUUUAGAACAUACUACAGAGAUGGGAAAAUAAAUCAGGACUAAUUGUGA
Messenger RNA from Scatophagus argus, 1847 nucleotides. It is a transcript of the gene vcpkmt, whose product is annotated as valosin containing protein lysine (K) methyltransferase. Gene Ontology annotation, biological process: peptidyl-lysine methylation. The coding region runs from base 70 to 738 and encodes 222 amino acids. Lineage: Eukaryota; Metazoa; Chordata; Actinopteri; Scatophagidae. Gene Ontology annotation, molecular function: protein-lysine N-methyltransferase activity. Gene Ontology annotation, cellular component: cytoplasm; cytosol. The record is from RefSeq and is a predicted model, not a curated record. The transcript has 5 exons.